UAUGUAGAAAGAAAAGUGUUUUUCCGUAGGUCUAGUUAGAUAGAUGCGUGUUCGAAGUUAAAGUUAUCCUCAUCGCCAUUUAUUUGUCACAUAAAUAAAAAGAAAUUAAAUGAUCAAAUAAAAUCAUUUAAUUAAUUUUCAAUUGUUAUUAAUUCCUUUGUAGUUAAUUUUGCAUUUUUCCACACUCAUUCGUCUGUCAAAUACACGUGCCCUCACUUCCAAACGACCGAACGAUUCCCAGUUAGAAAAGUAAAAGAAAAAAAAAAAACGAAAAUUAGAAUUUCUGUGUAUCGCUAAAGGCGAAAGAAAAAAUAAAAAACGCAAAAGUGGAUUCCGUAAAGGUUGAAGACUUGAUGGACUCUGAUCCUGACAUCGAGUUCAUUGAAAACGAAAAGGACAGUGGAAUGUCUUCGCUGGGCGGAAGCAAGGAUGAAACUCCAGAACGAAAAGCCGUAGUAAAUAAAACUACUAGCAAUCCAGAUGUCGAGAAUUACGAAGACGAACCCGACGAAUCAUUCGUUGAGCGAUUGUGGGGCUUAACAGAAAUGUUUCCCGAGCCAGUGCGAAAAGUUGUUGGAGCUGUAACCGACACAACUUUGAGCGGUGUCAAGGGAUUAUAUUGCUUUUCUUGCAAUGCAACAUGGAUUAUAUUUAGUACAUCGGUGAUUUUAUUUGCGCCAGUAAUAUUUGAGACUGAACGCGCCACAAUGGAAGAAAUGCAAAAAUCACAACAGAAGCAAGUUCUCUUGGGGCCAGGUUCAGCAAUAGCAGCUGGAGGUGGUGGAGCUCUAAUGCCUCCAAUGCAACGAUAAUAAUUUAAAACUCUUAAUCAUUAAUUUUGUUAUCACUUUUUGUUCUAUUUUUUUUUUUUUUUUAAUUCGAUAUAUAUUAUACAUUAAUAAUUACAAUAUAUAAUAUAUAUGAUCACACAAUCAUAUAUAAGGGUCUCACGUAAUGUGAGAUAAAUACAUUUAAUUAAAUUGACGACUUUCAAUUAAAAAAGAUAAAAAAAACCAUUAACAACAUAAUUGGUCAGGUCUGUUUGUGUUUAUACACUCGCUAGAACGCUUUCAGAGCGUUCUUAAACUUUACAUUUUUUUUAUUGAGCGCUCAGGACAGUUUUGAUUUUUUGUCUAAGUAUGUCCUAGCGCAUUGUGGUUAAGCCAAGCAGAACUGAUAUUUUGUUAAAAAAAAGAACUCCAACAAAUUCACUAAAAGAAAUAGGUUCUAAUGAUUACUUAAAUAUUUUUGUCAGCUUAAUGUUUGAUUAAAAGCGAAGGAGCCAGUUUGAAUAGAAUACAGAUACAAAAAUAAUUUGGUAUUGGCUAAGUACUUUAUAAAGUUAGGUUAGUUAAAAGCUGACCAAAAUAUUUAAGCCACACAUUCAUCCUUAUUUACCAUUAUAUUAAGCCUAGUAGAAACAAAAUUAGAGUUGCAAAUUAGAAAAGAAAUAAAAAAGAUGUAAUCUGCAUUUCUAUUGAUGAUACAGUUAAUGUUAAAAGGCAACCAAAGGAAAAUUUAUGAAAUUAUCUAUGAAAAACUGCAAAACAUAAAAAUAAAAAAAAAUUAUUAAAAUUACCCCAUUAUAGUAAUCUAAUUGAACUUUAUUCUAAGGAAUAAGCGAAUAAAAAUAAAAGUUUUAGAUCAAAAAUG
Messenger RNA from Eupeodes corollae, 1653 nucleotides. It is a transcript of the gene mge, whose product is annotated as mitochondrial import receptor subunit TOM22 homolog. Gene Ontology annotation, biological process: intracellular protein transport. The record is from RefSeq and is a predicted model, not a curated record. Lineage: Eukaryota; Metazoa; Arthropoda; Insecta; Diptera; Syrphidae. The coding region runs from base 354 to 812 and encodes 152 amino acids. The transcript has 3 exons. Gene Ontology annotation, cellular component: mitochondrial outer membrane.